GUUUCACCCCGCAACAGCUCGGCCAGCAGUGCGGUGGCACGCGCACUGACACGUCCACCGAGUCCGACUUUGACUUUGCCCCUUAACAGGCGACACUUUUGCUCAGACACUCGGAGUGGGCUCCAAGUUGCGGGGGGAAAGAGCGUCGUGAUUUGCCGUCAAUGUUCGUGACGCCCGAUUGCCAUGGAAACAGUGCUGCUGUGUUGAGGAGAGGCAAAAGUGUGCGUGAUAGCGUUUUAACCUCUUUUGAAACAGCUCCCGUCAACCUGUUGGACAGAUCUUAAGUGACUUUUUUUCCCCCAUCUUGCCUUUCUGUGGUUAUACUUUCAGUUUUAAUUUGGCACGUUAAAACAGGCAAGCAUGACGGCGCCCCAAACCCAGAAACGAUUCCACAACUUGACCCUGGAGCAGCUCCAGGCUCUGGAUCAAGUCCUGACCGAGGUCAUUCCCAUUCACGGGCGAGGGAAUUUUCCAACACUGCAGGUGAGUGCCAAAGACAUCAUCCGCGCGGUGAAGGAUCGGCUCGUGGAAAGAAACAUCCGGGUCAAGGAUAUCCGCCUCAACGGCGCCACCGCCAGCCACGUCCUGGUGAGGGACAACGGCCUGGGCGUCAGGGACUUAGACAUCAUCUUCGGAGUGGAGUUGCCCCGGCAAGAGGACUUCCAGGUGAUCAAGGAGGUGGUGCUGGGCAGCCUGAGGGACCUCCUCCCGUGCGGAGUCAACAGACGCAAGAUCACCUGCCUCACGAUGAAAGAAGCGUACGUGCAAAAGAUGGUGAAAGUGUUCAACGAGCACGACAGAUGGAGUCUCAUCUCUCUGUCCAACAACAGAGCCAAAACGGUGGGCCUGAGAUUCGUCAGCGUCCUUCGCAGGCAGUUUGAAUUCAGCGUGGACUCCUUCCAGAUCGUUCUGGACCGCAUGCUGGAGUCCUACUGGGCGACCGACCGGGGACGAGCGAGGAAGUUAUGUUCGGACGCUCAGACGUUGGCCGCAAAAGACGGCCCGGGGGGAAACGAAGCGAGCGCGCAAUCGAGCGUCGCUCGGGUCGACUCCGAGACGGCUUCCUGUGCAGAGACGCCGCAUCCGAGUGAAGCUGUUGAGAAAAAAGAGCUUCCUCGUGCAGAGACUGAAAAUUGUGGGGGACAGGAGGAGUUAGCGUCUGAAGAUGUCGAUUUCAAGCUUAAAUCUCAACAGGAAGAGCCGGAAGUAGAUGUACAAUCGGAAGAGGGCAUUGUCUUGGAGCCAAGUGACGACGAGGAGAAGUUUUCUAAGGGAUCUCCAGGGGUUUCAUCUUCUCCAACGUGUGCAUCUUUAAAGCUGCAGGUUCAAGAUGAGGCCUCUCAAUCGUGCAACUCCAUUACAGCGUCGGUCAAUAAGUCAUUGGCGCAAGAUUGCGUCCAAGUGGAGUCUGCCAACUCCGGCCUGCAAGAGUCCCAUCACGAGUUCUCCUCUCCUCCCCCGGCGAAGAAAACCUGCAGCACGUCACCGGAGGUUGUCCCAGACUUCUGCCCCUCGCCCAAACUGCAACGAAAAAUGUCCCGCAAGCUGAUCUGUCGUCCUGAAAAAUGGUCUUUGCUCACAGAUGCGUCGGAUGUGACCACUCAGCUGUUUUCCCCCAUUGAGAUACCCGCUCAGGUGAAGGCUCCUCCGCAAGACGGGGCUCAUGGAACAGCUUCCUCACAGAGGAGCACGGCAAAUGUUUCAGGUGCAGCCAGCGCACUCCAGGCUGCACCUGAAACCGAUCGGGCCGCUGAGCCAACCGUGAAGCCCAAACAUUCCGAGAAGCCUCCAGACCGUGACACCGACAGCGCAGGAGCGACUCAGGGAGACCGUGCAGAAGCUCCCGCCCCCAGCUGUGGAUUGGGCUCAUGGGCUUCCUGCGUGGCCGUGGAGGCACAGUGCAUGUACGGCGACUUUAACCAGGCCACGGAGCACCUGCGGCGGCGCCUCAUCGCCACCCACCACCCGGAGGAGAUCCGAGGAGGGGGCCUGCUCAAAUACAGCGACCUCCUGGUGAGGAACUUCCGUCCGGCCAGGGAGACGGAGAUCAAGUCUUUGGAGCGGUACAUGUGCUCGCGCUUCUUCAUCGACUUUCCCGACGUGAAGGAGCAGCAGCGCAAGAUCGAGGCCUACCUGCACUGCCACUUGACGGGCAGCGAGGAGAGCAGCAAGUACGACUACCUGAUGACUCUGCGGCGCGUCAUCGACGAGAGCACCGUGUGCCUGAUGGGCCACGAGAGGAGGCAGACGCUCAACAUGAUCACCGUCCUGGCUCUGCGGGUGCUGGGAGAGCAGAACGCCAUCCCCAACGCCGCCAACGUCACCUGCUUCUACCAGCCCGCGCCUUACAUGAGCGAGCCCGUUUACGGAAGCUACUUCAUCGCGCGGGCCCCGCCUUCGCUCGUCUAUCACCCCUACCCGGUGCACGUGCACGUGCAAAGCGGCCUGGUGUAGCCACGGCGCUGUGCCCUUCUGGGAGGCGGGCAGGCAGUUUUCCGGCACUCAUGCGAGUUUUCUUUCUUUGAAAACACGAGGCACCCCUCCCAUUAAGGCACAGCGUCCCUUAAUGCGUUGACUUCCCACCUUGGUCAGGACUGAGCGCGGUCCAAAGGCGAAGCAUGUGCGCCUUUCGAUGUUGGAGACUUUUGGAAAGGAAAGAAUUGCAAAGUGGAUGUUCGGAGAGCAUCACAGAGCGCAGAGAAGGCUUGUAUGGAAAAUGGUUUUUGUUUUCUUGAAUCAAUCCCCAACACAGAACAUCUAAUAAUUCUCCAUCACGUACGGGACGCAAACAAUCGAUGAAGCAAAACGAUUUUGACGUUCGGAAUCAUUCGCUCACUCCCUCCUCCUUAAUCACGAUAAAUGGUGGAUUAGAUCAGUGGUUUCAAUUUUGUAGCACCUGAAAAAAUCCAAGUACCACCGUAAAGACCAAUGCUGAAAUACAGCGGCAGUGUUGGAAAACAUUUCAAAAUGCUUAAGUAAGCCUAGCCAAAAGUGAAACACAACUGAACUCUACUUACUAAAAUGUACAGUACUAGAUUUUUAAAAAAAACGGUAAAUCCACUGCAAUAUUAUGCAGUUGAAACAUUUCAUUCGGUGAUUCUUUCACAUACCACUAGAGGGAGCCCAGGUACCGCUAGCGGCACUUGUACCGCACUUUGAGAAUUACGGGACGAGAUAGUUGACUCAUCAAAUUAAAACAGAAUUUGACAUGUUAACAUCUGGUCGCAACUGUACAUUUGACUUCGUCGUGACCAACGUUGUUGACGACACAAAAUGUCUCGGGCAUAGCGGAUAGACGGCGAUUCCGAACGCGGUCAGCAGCUGUUUCGUGGAAUGUUACCAUGUGGUUUUACUCUCAGCAUGUGACGUUAUUGGACGUGUAGAAAUGUAACACAAUGAUCUAUGUGCACGCGUGCAGGUUUUUAGUGUGCAUAGGAUUGCAAAUGUUCAGUUUCAGUGGGAAUCAACUGGAAAUUUGCAAAGCGGCUCGUUAGUCUACAGUGGCAUGCAUAUAUUAAGAAAACUCUUUUCAACUCACAGAAUAAUCUUGAUUGAAAUACUUAUAACCCCACAAAAUGAUGAUAGUACAUUACGAGACUUUUUUGUUUGUUUUUUUGCUCUAUUUAUUACGAUUCCAUUUUAUGUAUAAUGAUGUUAUAUCGAUUAUAUAUUUAGUUACAACGUUUCAUUAAUUCAGUCAUUGACCCUUUACUGAUUCUUGAGGCUUGUGGUGCCAAAUAUGGUUCGGCGUAUUUGCAUUUGUGUUGUUGUUGUUGUUAUUUGUCGGAACGUGGCUAAAGUCAGUAUCAGCUCCCUGGCGUCAGCCUCGCAACGCUGUGAUGCGUCUUUGCUUUUAUUUUGAAAGAUAACUGCUGAAUGAUUGAAAUUCGCUCGCUGUGUAUUAUAUUUAUAUUUAAAAGAAUGUGAUCAGCUUUUAGUGCGCGUGACGUGUUAUCUUUUGUCAUCUAUUACGAUGUCGUGCGUUUAAAUGCGCACAGAUCAUGUCGACCUUCACUGGCCACGAUGUUAGGUCAUGGGAAAUAGUGACAACCGAAUAUUGGGGUACACAACUCUUGUUCAAUUUAUGGCAAGAAGCAGCUUGUAAUACAUGUAAAAAGUGAAGAAACAUUGCUGUUUUGGUAUGUAUUUUCUGCCAAAUUGAAAAGAAGAAAUCCAUUUCGCGAGCCACAUGAAGUAGACACACUUUAUUUGCUUUAUUGGGUCACAAAAACAUUACGCGCUUUACAGUAAAUCAUCGUCGCUAAUGUUGUGGCUGCUGCGUUUUUCACUGUAAAGUACACACAGAUAAAAGGGGGGGGGGAAAAAGAAAAGGCACGUCGUUCACACUUUAUAUGAGACUGAAGCGCAACUUAAAUGCACAGUGGAUAGAAAAAGUCUACACACCCCUGUUCAUGGCAGGUUUCUGUGCUAUAUAUUCCAAAAGAGCCCAAGACAAAUCAUUUGAAAGCCACAGAUGUGACCUAUCACCUGUAGAACUACAUUGGAAAACAUUCGAAUCUUUGCGAACUGUGAUAAUCACAUGAGAAAGUCAUUUGGAAUGCAAGUCAGGACACACCUGCCACAAUUUGCGGGGCCUCUGAUUUUUCCCAAAUAAACUUCCAACUGUUCAAGUCGAAGCCCGAACAGCAUUUGAACAGGGGUGUGUGAGCUUUUUAUAGCCACUGUAGAUAGCUGUUGUGUUGUCCUGCUUGUGAUUCUCAGAUGCAAUAUUGAAUUGAUAAUGUGUGCAAAUAUGUGGUUUUCCAACUGAUUGUACUAUCUCUUGUGAUAAUCGCCCCAAGAAUCACGGACGUAGUGUCUCUGUCCCGAUUUAUCGGUGUUGAGCUACUUGUGUGAUGACGACGACGAUUAAAAACAAAA
Messenger RNA from Phyllopteryx taeniolatus (common seadragon), 4881 nucleotides. RefSeq names its product terminal nucleotidyltransferase 5C-like. The coding region runs from base 361 to 2454 and encodes 697 amino acids. The record is from RefSeq and is a predicted model, not a curated record. Gene Ontology annotation, biological process: mRNA stabilization. The transcript has 2 exons. Gene Ontology annotation, molecular function: RNA binding; poly(A) RNA polymerase activity. NCBI's taxonomy places the organism in Eukaryota, Metazoa, Chordata, Actinopteri, Syngnathiformes, Syngnathidae.